AUGGCAUCAACCAUCUCAGAUUCAGCAACAAUGAGUUGUAAAGGAAUUGGACUAGAGAUAUGCAGACAGUUAGCUUCUAAUAGAGUCAUGGUGGUAUUAACAGCUAGAGAUGAGAAGAGGGGUCUUGAAGCUGUGGCAAAGCUUCACGAAUCUAGCCUGUCUAAUGUGAGUAAUGCAGGGGUUAGUGGAGCCAUUGUCGACUGGGAAGCAAUUAAGACCUUAAAACUUGAGGACGGUAAGAAUAAUACUAAUGUAGCUGAAUUGCUGAAUAAAGCCUCAAAGCAAACUUAUGGGUUGGCUGAAGAAUGUGUAAAAACAAACUGCUAUGGCACCAAAGGGGUGACUGAGGCCCUUCUUCGAUGCCUUCUGCUAUCAAAUUCAGGAAGAAUUGUGAACGUGUCUGGAGGUCUUGGAAAACUUCAGGUAUGUAAAUGUAAUUGCACCUUCACGGGGAAAUGA
Vitis vinifera (wine grape) is the source of this 459-nucleotide messenger RNA. Its product is annotated as salutaridine reductase. Bases 1 to 459 code for a protein of 152 amino acids. The record is from RefSeq and is a predicted model, not a curated record. Gene Ontology annotation, cellular component: membrane. NCBI's taxonomy places the organism in Eukaryota, Viridiplantae, Streptophyta, Magnoliopsida, Vitales, Vitaceae. The transcript is spliced from 4 exons.